UUUGCGACAAGGUUCUCUUUUCUAAUUUAUACCAUAACUUUCUGAUGGUCUGUCAUCGUGACCAAUGGGUAAUUGCUUCCGGAGACAGCCAGCAAAGCGAUCGACCACCCAUUUUUGCUGCUGUGAUUUUUGUAAACUAUUUAAUUACAAUUUGAAACAAAACAUGUACAUAAAAAGCAAUAAUUAGAAAUUUUCAUGAUUCGAUGAUUUCUUUUGUUACGUUUGCAAAGUAAAAUAAGUGGAAAAAAAGACAAACGCGAACUUUUUCUGUAUUCGAAGUACAAGUAAUCAUUGAAUUUAGUUUGAAGUUGCAAUUCGUCUGGAAGAUCUUCCACGCAAAGUAAAAAAAAAUAUUUCGUGGACGGUUAGUGACGCGGUAAUGGGUCUGACGGAUACGAGUUUCGAGGUACUUUUGACCCUGUGGCGGGUUCUCGUCGUGGGAGUCGUGUGGACUGAAGAAGCUUGUGGUCACUGUAGCAGUGUCUUGUCGAGCCACAGCAUCGUCGUUCUCGUUCGUUAAUCAUUUCGGAGAGGUUAUUUGAACGGUGAGACAUGUCGUCAAGGGUGGUGAAAAAUCAUCCAAAGAUGAAUGGCGGCGUUGAUGGCAGGGAGACUUGGUCCGGCAAAGUUGACUUCCUCUUGUCUGUUAUUGGAUUUGCUGUCGACCUUGCCAAUGUUUGGAGAUUUCCUUAUCUAUGUUACAAAAAUGGCGGUGGGGCUUUUCUGGUUCCGUAUUGUAUAAUGUUGGUGGUAGGAGGAAUUCCGCUGUUUUACAUGGAACUUGCUCUGGGUCAGUUCAAUCGAAAAGGUGCGAUCACUUGUUGGGGUCGCCUGGUGCCACUUUUAAAAGGUAUUGGGUAUGCAGUGGUACUAAUUGCAUUCUACGUCGAUUUUUAUUACAAUGUGAUCAUUGCUUGGGCAUUGAGGUAUUUCUUCGCCUCAUUCUCCAGCCUUUUACCUUGGACCACUUGUGACAAUCCAUGGAAUACGCCACAUUGUCGAGCGUUUGACGCUAAUAUUUCUUAUACAUUCGACAAUAUGUUUGGUUCGCUCGAUUCGAUAGAAUCUAAUAAUUCCUCCCUAAUAGCCGAACAUUUGGGUAGAGAUUCAAAUCAAGGCUACAACAAUACGUGGUACACGAGCGCUGCUCAAGAAUAUUUCAAUCGAGCUAUUCUGGAGCUUCACGAAAGCGAAGGUUUACACGAUCUUGGGACAAUUAAAUGGGAUAUUGCGUUAUGUCUGCUGGUAGUCUAUCUGAUUUGUUACUUCUCUUUGUGGAAGGGCAUUUCUACUUCUGGCAAGGUGGUUUGGUUUACGGCUCUAUUUCCUUAUGCUGUUUUACUGAUCCUACUUAUACGAGGCGUCACGUUGCCAGGAAGUCUGGAAGGAAUACGCUACUACCUUAAUCCGAAUUUUUCUGCUAUAACAAAAGCUGAGGUGUGGGUGGAUGCCGCAACGCAGGUGUUCUUCUCUCUCGGACCGGGUUUUGGGGUGCUUUUGGCUUAUGCAAGUUAUAAUAAAUAUCACAACAACGUUUACAAGGACGCUUUAUUAACCAGUUUGAUAAACAGCGCAACAUCGUUCGUCGCUGGUUUUGUGAUUUUUUCUGUACUAGGGUACAUGGCUCGAGCAAGUGGAAAGUCCAUUCAGGAUGUAGCGACUGAAGGACCUGGUCUAGUGUUUAUCGUUUAUCCUGCUGCUAUCGCUACUAUGCCUGGAUCGAUGUUUUGGGCGCUUAUCUUUUUUAUGAUGUUGCUUACGUUGGGGUUGGAUAGCUCGUUCGGGGGCUCUGAAGCGAUAAUAACUGCUCUUAGCGAUGAGUUUCUAAUUAUCGGGAAUAAUCGCGAAAUUUUCGUCGCUUCGCUUUUCACGCUAUACUUCCUCGUUGGUUUAGCCUCGUGUUCCCAGGGUGGCUUUUACUUUUUCCACUUAUUGGACCGAUACGCAGCUGGCUACUCGAUGUUGUUUGCAGUUUUGGCGGAGGCGAUCGCUGUUAGUUGGAUCUACGGGGUAGAUAGAUUUUGCGCAGAUAUUAAAGAUAUGAUUGGGUUUUCACCUGGAAUCUACUGGAGAGUCUGCUGGAAAUUCGUUGCUCCGAUAUUUCUCAUGUUUAUCAUCGUUUACGGUUUAAUGGGUUAUGAACCACUGACUUAUGAGGAUUACGUGUACCCUGUCUGGGCAAAUGUAUUAGGCUGGUUAAUUGCGACUUCCUCAAUUGCCAUGAUACCCGGCAUCGCAAUUUAUAAGAUCGUCGUCACGCCCGGCAGUUUCAUUCAGAGAUUGAAAAUUCUGACCACUCCCUGGAGAGAUACUCAACAAAGAAACGCAGAUCUAUCCUCGGUGGUGAACGGUGCGGUUCGUCGUAGUUUUAUCGCAGAUCAGGAUCUAAACGUAACAAAGGAACAACAAGAUUUGACCAAAGAACAAACAGAAGUGAUGAUCCAAUCCAGAGAAGGUGUUAACGGAGAUCCACCUCCGGAGCCAGUCUAGGACAGUGCGGUUGUGAUUUUGCACGGUGCCCGGUUCCAAGUAUAUCUUUGCUAAUAUUCUAUCGUGGAAAUAUAGUUUUAUUCAAAAUUAUUUCCACUCAAUCACUAAGAUUUCGAACGCACCCACUUAGAUUUUACGAUAAAAGUCCUUUCGUAUUCAUUCUUUACUCUCUGAAUGACGAGGUUUCCAAAUUUGGCGUACUUUUGUGGCGUUGAACUUUUGAAAUUCCUUGGACAACAGAAAAGGAGCUUUCCUUAACGGGACGCGAUUUAUUUACGAGAAAUUUCCGAAACAGACAUUCCGAUGUCUCCUGUGAAUCGUGUUAAGCUCCGUCGUGUUUUCGAUUGUUUCAUACCCACACUAGUCUUUUAAUGCACUUGACUCUUUUCUUACCAAUAAUAACGCUAUAGAAUAUCUGUAGUAAAUGUAUUUUGGUAUCCGAAUACGUGUAGAGAUUAUCGUAUUUUCGUAUAUAUAUUAUUUGCAGCAUACAAACUUCAAACGAAACACAAUUUAAAGGUAGAAGGCAGGAAGAAUUUAAAUUUGAUUAUGAACAUGAAGAUGAUAAAAUUGAGUGCACAGAAGGAAUAAUUUUCUUCGACAACCUUUUUUUUGAAAUAUAUCAAUCUCACAAUGUAUUAUUAUACAUAUAUGUUACGGACAAAAAUCUGAAAAGACAAAACGCAUUUUAAUCGGUUAAAAUGCCGAAUCGUUAAAUCUCUUAGACAAUAUUUGUUAUACACAAAUAAUCGAGAAAUUCUUCCUUAGGUUUGCAGAAGCACUCAAAAUAUUGGAGGAAAUAAGAACAGCUUCUUUAUUUUCAUUAUAAUCUUUUGGUUGAUUCACUAUUAUGCUUUACGCAUUUUGUUCAGUCACAACGCGAUUCUACUUACUUUUUAUGUUAUCUGUAGCAUAUAUGUAACUUUUACCUAGAUAAUUUUUAAAACAAAUUUAGAAAUUUCCUAAAGUGUUCAAAAGAACACAUUGCAAAUGUAAAACAUAGCCCAAUCUGUAAAUAUUAUAGGCUUCAUGAAAUUUCCUCGAUAAAUUCGUUAAAUAGAUCAUGAAUAUUAUUCUAGAUCUAGUAAGUUCAAGGCUGUAAUUAUCUGAAGCAAGGAAAUUUCUUGAGUAGCUUUAACAUUCAAUGAAACUUAAUCUUUGAUUAAGAAUGUUUCGAAGAAACAAAGACGAAGAAAAGUUAGAGUCUUCGUUACAUAAACGUUAAAUCUAUAAAAUAUAAAAUAUAUAAAUAUAUAAAAUAAACAUAAAUACAUAAUUGAUAAAGAAAGAGAAAUGAUUAAAUGAUUAAAUAGAAUUUAUAGAGUAUAUUUCAUUCGUGGAGUUGCCAAUUUUAUCGUCCUUUGGAAGAAAAAGUUUCUAGUAUCUUAACUAGUAUCUUAACGCGUCUUAACUUUCGUUGUAUUCUGAUUGACAAUAUUAAUUCUGCGGGCAUAGAAAGAUAUUCUAUAAGGUUAAGUGAAAAUUUCACGAUGAAACUUCGAUACUACUUUCCUAUAAAUUUAAAUACUCUUUAAAUUUGAUGAACCAAAAUUAAAUUUUAAGCUGGUACACAUGUACGAUGUAAAUAAUAUAAAUCUGGAAAGCGUAUCGCUAACAAGUUUUCAGAGAAAAAUCUAUAGAAUACAAAUUUAUUCUUAUCCAAGGGGUUUAGUGGAAAAAUGAUACGAGUACACUUUUUUUCUGAAAAUAAAAUAAAUCUAAAAAGGGAUACGUGGUAUCUUCAUUUAUAUAAAGGACUUUGUUUAUUAAAUUUCCAAGGCUUUAUAAAUAUGUACGGCAUCAUUAUAAUACAUUUUAAUACAUUUUAAUUUAUAAUCUGUAGUUAUUAAAUUUAUAGUAUUAAAAGAUGCUGUCAUUUGUAUCAUUUUUCUUCUGAGCCCCUUAUUUGUUAAUAAAGGAUUAACACACGUUUUACAUAAAUAAAGCGUUAAAGAAGUAAUCUGUUCGCAGAUCCAACUAUCUCCAUUUGAUUAUUCGAAUGCUCUUACUUCGUCUGGUUCGACCGGACGUAUAUGCUGUGUAGACUAUACGCGAAUUAUAAUCACCGAUCAGGUGUAAAAUUUUACAUUAAAGAAUAGUGAAUUUCAAGCGUUAUCGAGAAAAUGUGUCAUCGUUAAGAAGCAACCGCGCUUUUACCCAUACAAUAUUUAGUACAGUCCAAUACUCGUAUAGAUCUGGACCAUUAAACACGUAAAAUGCCAUAAAUUUAUGAUUAAAGUAACAAUAAUUUAUUUGGAAAGUGGGUUACAUAUAACUGACAGCAGCAAAUUACGUUACGCUAGAAUAUAUAUUAUUAAACUGCGAUUAUUUAUAUAAAUUCAUAUUUUUUAUGAACAGAACUAAAAGAAUAGGUACUAAAUACGGAUUUGUUUCAUCUUCGAAAUGCACUUUACUUCAGAUAUUUUAUAUUUGGAUAUUUUUAUAUUUUUAUUUUUGGAUUUCUAUAUUUGGAUAUUUUUAUAUUUUUAUUUUUGGAUUUUUAUAUUUGGAUAUUUAAAUAUUAUAUGUAUUUUGUGCAUUUUUGCCAGCUCGCAUUUCUCAUAAAUCCAUUAAUAUCUGCAGUCUAUACGUAAUGUGUCUCAUUCCUGAGUGCUUUUUCCUUAUACGCGGGUCAAUCGCUUAUGAUUGUUAAUUUCUAAACAUUGUUGGUAUUUAUCGUUAUUUUGAUUUUUUGAAAUAUUAUUAUUUCUUAUGAAACUAUUUCCUUUUAUUUUCUUUGCUCGAUCAGUAUUAUAAAAAAAGAUAAAGAUGUUAUAAUGUAAUAUUAUACAAUUACUUAACCCUUCUAUCAUAACAUUACUAUUCCAAACAAAAAUAUCUAUCGAAUAAUUCUUUAGAGUAAUUUUCUGUAGACUUUGUCUCUUUAUAUAGAAAUGUUAAUUUGUACAAAGUUACGUUUGUCUAUCUUCAUAAAGGCGAGAAUCGACGAUACGGUAAAUAACUGAGUAUGUUAAGUAUUUAAGAAAUUAUCGUCGUAAACUUGUUAGAAAAUAUUCUCUAUGUGCAGAUACACAUAUAUGUACCAUAUAGUUCAUAGUUAUUGUUGUUAGAUACAAUGGUACGUAUGUAUGUAUAUUUAUACGCAUAUACAUAUAUACACAUAUAUACAGGGGGAACCGUCAAAGAUAAAAUUUCCAAAUGUCUUCUUUAACUAUGAACAUUUGAGAAAACGUCCUAAACGAUUCGAAGAAUUUUCCGAAGUGAAAUUGACCUAAAAACUUUGUAAUUCUUUUGUGUAAAGAAUAGAUCGACAAAUGUUUCGUUUAUAUUCUUCGAUUUGUAAAUUAACGUGAAAAGAUCGUCAUAAACUACAAAAAUUACCUACAUAAUUUCAAGAUGUUUAGUAAAAUAAAGAUUUUGAAAAAGAUUGUUUUAAGACAAUUCGUUCGUAUUCGUGUUUCGAAAACGUAGGAAUUGUAUCGUCGACAUGUUUUAGGUUCUCGAUAAUCAAGAAAAUUAUUCGAAUGUUCCGUUUAAGACAAACUUUCCUGUCCGUAUAUAAUUGUAUGUUAUAUUUUAUACAUCGCAUCCGAGUUGUAACCACAGCCAUAGGUAGCAGCUCGGGCCUUGUUAAUACAAUAAAUAAAUAAAUAAAUAUUCACAAAAGAGA
This is a messenger RNA of Bombus huntii, 6121 nucleotides long. It is a transcript of the gene DAT, whose product is annotated as sodium-dependent dopamine transporter. Bases 553 to 2490 code for a protein of 645 amino acids. Lineage: Eukaryota; Metazoa; Arthropoda; Insecta; Hymenoptera; Apidae. Gene Ontology annotation, molecular function: dopamine:sodium symporter activity. The transcript has 12 exons. The record is from RefSeq and is a predicted model, not a curated record. Gene Ontology annotation, biological process: dopamine uptake involved in synaptic transmission; sodium ion transmembrane transport. Gene Ontology annotation, cellular component: neuron projection; presynaptic membrane; neuronal cell body membrane.